Diospyros lotus (date-plum) is the source of this 2214-nucleotide messenger RNA. RefSeq names its product glutathione reductase, chloroplastic-like. The transcript has 11 exons. Gene Ontology annotation, molecular function: flavin adenine dinucleotide binding; NADP binding; glutathione-disulfide reductase (NADPH) activity. The record is from RefSeq and is a predicted model, not a curated record. Gene Ontology annotation, cellular component: cytosol; mitochondrion. Gene Ontology annotation, biological process: cell redox homeostasis; cellular response to oxidative stress; glutathione metabolic process. Bases 49 to 1722 code for a protein of 557 amino acids. Lineage: Eukaryota; Viridiplantae; Streptophyta; Magnoliopsida; Ericales; Ebenaceae.
AGCAUUUACAAAUAAGCUGCACCGAAAGCCCGGCGAAGCCAAAGCGCAAUGGCGGCGUCUCCAAGCGUCACAUUCUCGUCUUCUUCCCCAACUCUUCAAACCCUACGCAAAAGCUCCCCAAUCUCUCUCUCGCAUCGCUCCUUCUCGAAUGCUCGCUUUCUCUCCGACGCGUCCACCUCCCGCUUGCCUGGCCGUCGCUCUUUCUCUCAUCACUGCCGGCGGGCGCGCCCCUUCGCCGUCCUAGCGGAGUCCGACAACGGCGGCGCCGAGCUUCGCCACUACGACUUCGAUCUCUUCACCAUCGGAGCGGGCAGCGGCGGGGUUAGGGCUUCCCGUUUUGCCGCCAAUUUCGGCGCCGCCGUUGCCGUAUGCGAACUCCCUUUCGCCGCUGUAUCUUCGGAUACGACCGGUGGAGUUGGUGGAACGUGUGUGCUCCGUGGAUGUGUGCCAAAGAAACUACUUGUGUACUCAUCCAAAUAUUCUCAUGAAUUUGAAGAGUCACAUGGUUUUGGAUGGAAGUAUGAUGAAGAACCUAAACAUGAUUGGAGCACCUUGAUGGCUAAUAAAAAUGCUGAGUUGCAGCGUCUUAUUGGUAUUUACAAGAAUAUUCUGAAAAAUGCUGGUGUUACUUUAAUUGAAGGGCGAGGAAAGGUUGUGGAUCCACACACAGUAGAUGUGGAUGGAAAACUCUAUACUGCAAGGCACAUACUAAUUGCGGUUGGGGGACACUCCUUCAUUCCUGAAAUUCCUGGACAUGAAUAUGCAAUAGAUUCAGAUGCUGCCCUUGAUUUGCCUUCACAACCUAAGAAAAUUGCAAUAAUUGGAGGAGGGUAUAUUGCUCUUGAGUUUUCUGGCAUCUUUAAUGGUUUGAGAAGUGACGUCCAUGUAUUUGUAAGAGGGGAAAAAGUUUUGAGAGGCUUUGAUGAAGAGAUAAGAGAUUUUGUUGUGGAGCAGAUGUCUCUAAGAGGGAUUGAGUUCCACACGAGUGAAUCUCCUCAGGCUAUCCUCAAAUCAGCUGAUGGUUCUCUGUCUUUGAAGACUAACAAAGGAAUGGUUGAUGGUUUCUCUCAUAUCAUGUUUGCAACAGGUCGUAUGCCUAAUACAAAGAAUUUAGGGUUGGAGACUGUGGGGGUAAGAACAACUGAAAAUGGAGCAAUAGAGGUUGAUGAAUACUCUCGUACAUCAGCUCCUUCAAUUUGGGCCGUCGGUGAUGUUACAGACAGAAUAAAUUUGACACCAGUUGCUCUGAUGGAGGGAGGAGCAUUGGCAAAAACUCUUUUUGCAAAUGAACCAACCAAACCAGAUUAUAGGGCUGUGCCGUCUGCAGUCUUCUGCCAGCCGCCUAUUGGACAAGUUGGUCUUACAGAAGAUGAGGCCAUCAAGAAAUACGGUGAUGUUGACAUUUACACGUCAAAUUUCAGGCCCUUGAAGGCUACUCUCUCUGGGCUGCCUGACCGGGUUUUCAUGAAACUUAUCGUAUGUUCAAACACACAAAAAGUUCUGGGGUUGCACAUGUGUGGAGAUGAUUCACCUGAAAUUGUGCAGGGAUUUGCAAUUGCUAUAAAAGCUGGUUUAACGAAGGCUGAUUUUGAUGCCACAGUGGGUAUUCAUCCUACAUCGGCAGAGGAGCUUGUCACCAUGCGGAAUCCAACACGGAAGAUCCGAAACAGCCCUCCAUCUGAGGUUAAAAGGGAUUUUGAGGUCAAAUCUGCAGGAGUCUAGUUGUCUAUCAAUACAAUGAAGAGCAAAGCUUUAUUUUUUCCUAGUUUUAGUUUGCAGUUUGUAGAGUACUUGAUGCGAAUGCGAAAGAGUGUAAGAUGCAAGGUCUUUGAGGCCUCAGACGAACUCUGGCAAAGCGAAGAUUUUGAGCUUCGGUUGGUUUUUGCAGCCAGUGAUGACUCAAAUGACAGUUUUCCUCCCCUCUGGAGCACAGAUGUUGCCAAAUAUCGUAGAGUCCCUGCAGCAGAUGCAUGUAUAAGUUAUAUACCAAUGCGCUGCACAGAGCUGUGGAUUCGUAAUGGAGGUGCUGCUAUUCUGUAUAUUUGAACUUAAAUAGGAAUUGUUUUCUCAUGCCACAACAACUCUAGCUGCUAAUAAUUGUCGUUUUGUGCCCUGAUUGAUGUUUAGGAUUCAAAUUUGAGCCUACUGCUAGUGUUAACGUGCAGCUUCUCUGAAUUAUUUAAUUUGGAAUACUCAAUUUGCAGUUAAAUUUUA